UUGACGUUUCUUUUUAACCUUAAACAAUUUUAUUUUUAUAGGUGGAGAACUGAAAAAGGAACAAAAUAUUGAAGUUGAUCACUUUAUGGGUUUUUUAAAUUUUUAAUUUCUCAUAAUUCAGAACAAGUACACACUAUCACAUUAGAAAUGGAUAAACUAAAAAGAGUUUUAACUGGAAAUGAUUCUCCUGAUGAAGAAAGCGGAAUUAUGGAUCAGUUCAGCGAUGCUGCAACAUUCAGUUGGUCUACAAGAAUUAAAGGAUUCAUUGCAUGUUUUGUUAUUGGAAUUGCAUUUUCAAUAUUAGGUUCAUUUGCAUUAUUUUUUCAUGGAGGACUGAGAUUGUUUGCAGCUUUUUAUACAUUAGGGAAUAUAACGUCUCUCUUCAGUACAUUAUUUUUGAUGGGACCUUUUAACCAAAUAAAGAAAAUGUUUGCCGCUACCAGAGCAUUAGCUACUUGUAUAGUGAUUAUAUCAUUCAUAUUGACACUCAUUGCUGCAUUUGUGCUAAAAAACCCUGUGCUUGCAUUGUUGCUGAUCAUUGUUCAAUCUCUGGCAAUGACCUGGUAUUCCUUGUCAUACAUACCGUAUGCUAGAGAUGCAGUCAAGAAGACCUUAUCAACUUGCAUAGAUGUCUAAACAGCUUUAAUCAUAACUGGUACUUACUUAACUUUGAAAUUUUCAGUUAGAACUACAUAGGUUAAAUUUCUACAUUUCAUAUGAAAUUGAUAUUAAUUUAUUUGUUUUAGUUUGUCUCAUGUUGGAUAUAGUCAGAACUCCAUUAAGUAUGCCUCAUUUCAUUUAUCAGAUUUUCUCUAAGUUACCAAAAUACAAUUUUCAUUCAAACAAUACAAGUCACAAUAAAUUUACUUUUAUUUUUGGAAUAAUGUAAUUAUGACAUUUUUUUUAUUAAUGAGGAAAGCAGACAAUAAUAAGUGCUCCUUAGCUCAAAAUGGUCCAAAUAAUCUAUUUUGUGAUGUAUUUUAUAAAUAAGCUUUGUAUUGUAUAUAAAACUGAAAUAUAUUUUCAAUAUUUAUGUA
Harmonia axyridis is the source of this 1037-nucleotide messenger RNA. Its product is annotated as vesicle transport protein SFT2B. The record is from RefSeq and is a predicted model, not a curated record. Gene Ontology annotation, cellular component: membrane. Lineage: Eukaryota; Metazoa; Arthropoda; Insecta; Coleoptera; Coccinellidae. Gene Ontology annotation, biological process: vesicle-mediated transport. The transcript is spliced from 3 exons. The coding region runs from base 148 to 636 and encodes 162 amino acids.